CCGGCGCACUUGCAGCCCGGCGGGCACCAGGAGGCGGAGGCGGGACGGUCAGGGGUCCUAGCGCGCAGGACAGCGGCCCUGGGGCCAAAGUUUGCGGGCAGCCCCGGCAGGCCAACCGGGUCCCACGUGCCGCUUGCGGCACCCUCUCGCAUCCUCACCCCGGCAUCGCUGCGCUGGGAGACAGAGCUGCGGCCCGGCUAGCUCCUAGGCGGGGACGCCGCGACGGGAACUUAAGGCCCAAGAGGGAUGUGAAGCCCCAAAAUGACCCUGUUACCGGGAGACAACUCGGACUAUGACUACAGCGCUCUAAGUUGCGCCUCAGACACCUCCUUCCACCCGGCCUUCUUCCCACAGCGCCAGGCCAUCAAGGGCGUCUUCUACCGCAGGGCCCAAAGAUUGCGGCCGCAGGACGACCUGCACCAGAGCUGCUCCCUUGGGGACCGCAGGCGACAGAUCAUCAUCAACGUUGGUGGCAUUAAGUACUCACUACCUUGGACCACCCUGGAUGAGUUCCCACUGACCCGGCUGGGCCAGCUCAAGGCCUGCACCAACUUCGACGACAUCCUGAGCGUAUGUGAUGACUAUGACGUAACCUGCAACGAGUUCUUCUUCGACCGCAACCCGGGGGCUUUUGGCACCAUCCUCACCUUCCUGCGGGCCGGCAAGCUGAGGCUGCUUCGGGAAAUGUGCGCCCUGUCCUUCCAGGAGGAGCUGCUGUACUGGGGCAUCGCGGAGGACCACCUGGACGGCUGCUGCAAGCGCCGGUACCUGCAGAAAAUCGAGGAGUUUGCGGAGAUGAUGGAGCGCGAGGAUGAGGAGGAGCCGCUGGACAGCGAGGAUCAAGAAAGUGAGGGUCCGUCUGCCAGCGAGGGCCGCCUGAGCCGCUGCAUGAGGAGGCUGCGUGACAUGGUAGAGCGGCCACACUCAGGGCUGCCUGGCAAGGUGUUUGCCUGCCUGUCCGUUCUGUUUGUCACCGUCACCGCCGUCAACCUGUCUGUCAGCACCCUGCCCAGCCUGCGUGAGGAGGAGGAACAGGGCCAGUGUUCCCAGAUGUGUCACAACGUCUUCAUCGUCGAGUCGGUGUGCGUGGGCUGGUUCUCCCUAGAGUUCCUGCUGCGCUUCAUCCAGGCACCCAGCAAGUUCGCCUUCCUGCGGAGUCCGCUGACCCUCAUCGACCUGGUGGCCAUCCUGCCUUACUACGUCACACUGCUGGUGGAUGGCGCUGCCUCCAGCCGCCGCAAGCCGAGCACUGGCAACAGCUACCUGGACAAGGUUGGGCUGGUGCUGCGCGUGCUGCGGGCUCUGCGCAUCCUCUACGUGAUGCGUCUGGCCCGGCAUUCACUGGGGCUGCAGACACUGGGCCUCACGGCACGGCGCUGCACGCGUGAAUUCGGGCUUCUGCUGCUUUUCCUGUGUGUGGCCAUCGCCCUCUUUGCCCCACUGCUCUACGUCAUCGAGAAUGAAAUGGCUGACAGCCCCGAAUUCACCAGCAUCCCCGCCUGCUACUGGUGGGCUGUCAUCACCAUGACAACCGUAGGCUACGGAGACAUGGUACCCCGGAGCACACCGGGCCAGGUGGUGGCUCUGAGCAGCAUCCUCAGUGGCAUCCUCCUCAUGGCCUUCCCUGUCACCUCCAUCUUCCAUACUUUCUCCCGCUCUUACCUGGAGCUCAAGCAGGAACAAGAACGGGUGCUGAUCCGCCGGGCUCAGUACCUCAUCAAAACCAAGUCACAGCUCAGCGGCAUGUCCCAGGACAGUGACAUCUUGUUUGGAAGUGCCUCUUCAGACACUAGGGACAACAACUGAGGUGAGAAGACACCCCUGCCCUGCCUGCCAGCUGCGGCUUCAUGCAACCACCACCACUGGAGCCUGGAAAAGGACUUAGUACUUUCAAGGCCAGCCCUGGCCCGGGACUGACCUGAGCGAGCCACAGCGCGGAAAGGAUAUGUGCCACAUUACAGAGUCCCUGUCCUCCCUCUAAGCCCAGAAGUAACAGGGAAGCUAGCUGGAGCCAGUGCCUCACCCACCCCGGGGCCUCACAGCCAGAUUUUCUCCCGAAGAAGCCGAUUGGCCCAGUCCUACCAUGUAAACAACAUUCCCGGCAAAACCUGCAUACGCUGGGGCACUGCCUGGAGGAAAACAGACAACGGGUAGCCACACGUGACUUUAGUGUGUCCACCGAAGGAAGAAAGAGAAUGCCGUUGGGACUUUCAAGGAAGGAACUGUCUCUGUCUCUUAGUGAAAGGACCACAUUGCUGUUGCCGGGGUCUCUGGGCUGGUGGGACACUGGCAGAAUGGGAGAGAAGCAGACAGACAGACCUUUAGGGGGCUCACCAGGGAUGCUGUUAAGGCUCCUCCCUCCUGACUCCUGAGUUCCUCCUUCAUCCUUCUUCCUGUUCACCCUCCCCACAUCCUCCUUCCGGUCUGGAGGGCUCUCUGUCAGACUCUACUCAUCUCAGUGCUGCGGGUGGGUAGGGCAACAACAAGCGGGUCAUCUCUGCUGACUUCAAAGGUGAAAUCGCUUCAUUCUGUGGUUUAAAAUUAGUGAGAUUUUAGCCUACUCCAAUUUAUCUUAAUAGUACCAAAAACAGGAGGGGACUUUAUACCCCUUACCUGAGCCUCAGUCUAAACCCACAAUGGACGGGUGCUUCUGGCAGGAGUGGUGGUCCCCAGGAAGUCUGGGGAGUGUGAGGGAACCUUCUUAAAAGAAGCCAUUCAUUCCCUGGCCUCAAGAAACAUAGUUUGUGCACCAAGAGGGACCCCAGGCCAACCUAGAAGAUUCCAUCUCAGCCUGAGUCCUGGGCCCCAGGCAUUAAGGAGACAUUGCAUACACACAUAUUCAUGCACAGAUGUGUGGCAUAUGCACAUGCACACACACAUGCGUACAUACACACAUACAUGCCUGUGCGCAGCCUCACCGGUGCAACAGCUUUGCCCACUGCUUCCUCCCACACCCCAGCUGCCUUCUCUGUCCAGCAGCAGGAAUUGGGCUUUGAGACAUGUCUAAGCCUGAUUGCCGGCUGCACAGCCCAAACCCCUGCCCGCUGCCAGUCUUCAGCAUCUCUCGUACUUCCACACCUGUUCAGACCUCCCACCAGCCCCUCCAACCUCCCUUCAGACACACCCAGCCUACCCCGCCUCAUUGUGGGCCUUCACACCUGCAGAGCUGUCUGUCCGAUGGGCCGCCCUCCCUGCAGAACACUGCCUGGCUGAAGGGUUAGAGUGUUCUUUUCACUGCCUCACUGUCCUGAGCACCCAGACCUGCAGCUUCACGGGUUUCUUCAUUCCCUGCUGAGCUGUCACCCAGUGAAAGUGCUCUUGCCAUUCAUUUCUCAGCUCCAGAGCUCUGCUCUGUCUCCUGCAGGACCAGCCCUGUAUUCUGGCAGGAACUCCAAAGCGGUUCCCUGCUGCCUCCCAGCACCUAGGUCAGCAUCAGCACCGAACAGGGGUUCAGGAAACACUUAUUUAAAAGUGGAAAAAAGGGGAAAUAAAAAAAAGGAACAAAGAUGGAAAACAUGCCCAUUACAGCUUAGAUCCAAAUGUCCUCACCUGUCUAGAGCCAUACCACCCCAAAUGUGCCUGAUCUCAUCUGAAAUGUCACCCAGAAAGAAGCUCACCUGUCAAGGACUUGGUUCCCAUGCAGCAGUGUUCAGAGGUGGGACCUCUGGUAAUGGGACCACAAGGGCCCUGACCCCAUCAAUGGAUCAAUCCAUGAUAAACUCACAGCUUCAAUGGCCUCUGGAAACAGGAACAUAAAGGGAGUGGGACCGUGUUAGAGGAAGUCUAUUAUCAGGGACAUGCCCUGGAAGGGUGUGUUGCCACAAAUAACUUCCUCUUUCUUCCUCUCUGCUUCCUGGCUGAAGGAGGGGGGGGGAGCAGUUGAGUUCCAGCAUGCUGGCCCACCUGGGAGGCUGCACCUUGAAGCGGGCCAGAAGCGAUAGAGCCAGGUGACCAUGGUGAAACCAGAAACCAAAAUAAACCUU
Messenger RNA from Mus caroli (Ryukyu mouse), 3983 nucleotides. RefSeq names its product potassium voltage-gated channel modifier subfamily G member 1 (gene Kcng1). Gene Ontology annotation, biological process: protein homooligomerization; action potential; potassium ion transmembrane transport. The record is from RefSeq and is a predicted model, not a curated record. Gene Ontology annotation, molecular function: delayed rectifier potassium channel activity; protein binding. NCBI's taxonomy places the organism in Eukaryota, Metazoa, Chordata, Mammalia, Rodentia, Muridae. Gene Ontology annotation, cellular component: voltage-gated potassium channel complex; membrane.